GCCCCUGCGCCUUCCGGAUGCCAGCCUUCGAACCCUGGCGACCCCUGGCCGGUCUUUCUCCAGAGUGGGCUCCUCGGCAGCCAUUCGGUGCCCGGCUAAUAAAUGGGCAUGGGAAACUUUGUCAGGACUCAGGCUGCCCGGCACUGGUGCCCGUGGUGAAAGAGCUUGUCCUGGACAACUGUCGGUCUUAUGAAGGCAAAAUCGAAGGCCUCACAGAUGAAUUUGAAGAACUGGAAUUCUUAAGUACAAUCAACGUAGGCCUCACCUCAGUCGCAAACUUACCAAAGUUAAACAAACUUAAGAAGCUUGAACUAAGCGAUAACAGAAUCUCAGGGGGCCUGGAAGUAUUGGCAGAAAAGUGUCCGAACCUCAAGCAUCUAAACUUAAGUGGCAACAAAAUUAAAGACCUCAGCACAAUAGAGCCACUGAAAAAGUUAGAAAACCUCAAGAGCUUAGACCUUUUCAAUUGUGAGGUAACCAACCUGAACGACUACCGAGAAAACGUGUUCAAGCUCCUCCCACAACUUACAUAUCUCGACGGCUAUGACCGGGACGACAAGGAGGCCCCUGAUUCCGACGCCGAGGGCUACGUAGAGGGCCUGGAUGAGGAGGAGGAGGAGGAUGAGGAUGAGGAAGAGUAUGAUGAGGAUGCUCAUCUAGUGGAAGAUGAAGAGGAUGAAGAAGAGGAGGAAGAAGGUGAAGAGGAGGAUGUGAGUGGAGAGGAAGAGGAGGAUGAAGAAGAUUAUAACGACUGGGAAGUAGACGAUGAGGAAGAUGAAGAAGAGGCUGGUGAAGAAGAAAAGGGUCAGAAGCGAAAACGAGAGCCUGAAGAUGAGGGAGAAGAAGAUGACUAAGUGGAUAACCUAUUUUGAAAAAUUCCUAUUGUGAUUUGACUGUUUUUACCCGUACCCCCCAAAUCCCGCCCCCCGAAACUUAUUUUUUUCUGAUUGUAACGUUGCUGUGGGAACGAGAGGGGAAAAGUGUACUGGGGGUUGUGGGGAGAG
Messenger RNA from Eptesicus fuscus (big brown bat), 1004 nucleotides. It is a transcript of the gene ANP32A, whose product is annotated as acidic nuclear phosphoprotein 32 family member A. NCBI's taxonomy places the organism in Eukaryota, Metazoa, Chordata, Mammalia, Chiroptera, Vespertilionidae. Bases 18 to 854 code for a protein of 278 amino acids. The record is from RefSeq and is a predicted model, not a curated record. Gene Ontology annotation, cellular component: perinuclear region of cytoplasm; nucleus. Gene Ontology annotation, molecular function: histone binding. The transcript has 7 exons. Gene Ontology annotation, biological process: nucleocytoplasmic transport; regulation of apoptotic process.